This is a messenger RNA of Bipolaris sorokiniana ND90Pr, 222 nucleotides long. RefSeq lists its product as uncharacterized. The annotation marks the transcript as partial. The record is from RefSeq and is a predicted model, not a curated record. The transcript has a single exon. NCBI's taxonomy places the organism in Eukaryota, Fungi, Ascomycota, Dothideomycetes, Pleosporales, Pleosporaceae.
UUUAUAAAGCUUAAAAGUAUGAUAGAUCAAAUUAGGAUACAGCUAGAGGAUUUAUACAAUAUAGACGAGACUGGCUGUCGAACUGGAGUUGCAGUAAAUCAGUAUAUCUACACGAGAAACCAACGUGCUAUCUUCAUCCCAAACGCUAAGAACCGCGAGCUAAUUACUCUUGUUGAGUCUAUCAACGCCGCUAGCGAUGUUAGUGAGCCUAUGGUUACUUAA